Frieseomelitta varia is the source of this 5839-nucleotide messenger RNA. It is a transcript of the gene BtbVII, whose product is annotated as longitudinals lacking protein, isoforms H/M/V-like. Gene Ontology annotation, molecular function: DNA binding; protein binding. Lineage: Eukaryota; Metazoa; Arthropoda; Insecta; Hymenoptera; Apidae. The transcript has 6 exons. The coding region runs from base 422 to 2029 and encodes 535 amino acids. Gene Ontology annotation, biological process: regulation of transcription by RNA polymerase II. Gene Ontology annotation, cellular component: nucleus. The record is from RefSeq and is a predicted model, not a curated record.
UCACUCCGAGUCGGCUGUUAUAUUGAUCAAGUUAAAUUUUCUAAGGACGCACGUUGAUAAGAUCUCGGUAUUUGUCGAUUACACGAGAAAUUUGCCAGCGACGUCAACAUAUCUGUCGAAUGUGAUUCCCGUGGUGUUUGCCGCGCACCAUACGUGGAACGUUAAUUUCUCGUUCAUGACGUCAUUUGUGAAUUACACAAGCGUCACCGUUUAGCCUGUUGUGUUGGAAAUCUCAUCGAAUUCAUGGCAGCGCCGAGCGGACUUUGUUUUUUCUAACAAACAACGGAAACAACGAAUCCCGAAGUGCGUCGUGCCAGCCAGUAGAUACCUCGUCAACUAUCGUCGUCAUCAUUCGGGGGAAUUCUCGUUUCGAUUCAGAGUACAAUUGCAGUGUUUGGAAGUUACUUGAUCGCUUGCUGCAAUGUCGAUGCAACAGUUCUGUCUGCGAUGGAACUAUCAUCAGCCAAAUUUCAUUUCGGUGUUCUCGAAUUUAUUGAACAAUGAGACAUUGGUGGAUGUUACGUUGGCUGCUGAAGGCAAACAACUUCAGGCGCACAAAGUUGUUUUGUCUGCGUGCAGCACAUAUUUCCAGUCAUUAUUUACUGUGAAUCCGUGUCAACAUCCGAUUGUCAUAUUAAAGGAUGUGAAAUUCUCAGAUUUGAAAAUUAUGGUUGACUUUAUGUAUUAUGGCGAAGUAAACAUAUCAGAGGAUCAGCUACCAUCUAUUAUAAAGACUGCAGAAAGUUUAAAAAUAAAAGCACUCGCAGAAAUGAACACUGCUUCAUUAACCAAAUGGCCACGUGGCACCAGUGAGCCUGAAGGAGGAGAUCGUGGGGAAUCUUGUUCGCCAACUCCUUCUCCAUUGUCGCCAUCUUUUCGUAGGAAGAGAUUAAGGAAAUCAUCCACAGGGUCAACAUCUGGAUCUGGUGAAAAACCAGAAGAAAUGAAUGAAAUCACUUUAGUUGCCACUAACAUUGUAAAACCAGAACCAUUGAUAGUUUCGCAAGAAGGUAACGAAAAUCUAAGGAGACCUGUUAAUACCAAUACUGAAUCUCAAGGCAGCAUUGAUGAGGAUCAAAUAUCAAUUAUGAGUAACAUGGAUAAUAGUUCAGCAGCAACACCAGCACAAAAUGAUGGUUCAAUACAAGAUAUGAGUCAACAAUCAGGAGGGAAUGUGACACAAAGUUCAGUUUCUUCACAACCACCUGCACAUCAAGCAGUUUGCAAGGCAGGGCCGAAAAGGUGUCGCCUGUUGCGGCAGCCGCGAGUGAAGAAGGAGUCGAAUCAUUUGUCGCCAGACAGCGAGUCAUCGUCGCCUCACAUUGUCUCGUCCUCCAUUUACAUGACGGCGCCGACGUUGAAUCUGCCGCAGACGUCGUCGAAGAGCUGGGACGAAACGAGAAUCUCGCCGCCGCAGCAAUCGAUCCUGGUGAACCAGCCGAGCCUGUUGACGGUGACCACCUCGACGAACCUGUUGACCGUACCUCAGCCAUCCUAUUUGAUGAAGCAACACUCCCACCCGCUCUUGUCUAGUCAGCAACAGUCCGGCAGUGGCAAUUACUGGAUAUACAGGCAACACUCGAACCCGGAGUUCCCAAGUCGGACCUCCAGCCCGUCGAUCGUCGUGGAACCGGCGCCGGUCGUCAAAACGGAGGAGGAGAUGACGGACGAACCAAGUACCGCUACCACUACUACAGAGACUACCACUGGCUCCACGUCGGGAUUGAGGGUGAAGACUACGGAACUCAGACGGAGUUCCUCGUCUCCGCAAGCGACGAGCAGGGAAUCGCGGGAGAAUUUAGGUGACCUGCGACUCGGUCACUGUCCAGUAUUGCGUCCAGGGCCAGCUCUAAGCUGCAAACACUGCUGGAACACGAUAGACGCCCACGGAAGGACGCUCCGAAGAAAGACGAAGUAUCAUUGUCCCGAGUGUCAGGCCAAUCUGUGCAUUGUCCCUUGUUUUCAAGACUACCACGAGCAACGACGGGAGUUGAAGCUGAAACCUUUACCGAAAACCAGCUCAGUCUAACGCGUUUCACGUCGAUAUAUAUAUAUAUAUAUAUAUAUAUAUUGGCUUUUACGAAUCGCGCACGUCAAUUUUAAGUACGUGUCUUUUAAUCACAAGGAUCAUAAAGGAUGAAUUCUUUGACUUGUGAUUCGCUUAAUUAAGCUUCGUCUUUUCGUCGAGGUUCUACUAUGUCACGAUGUAAGUUGAUGAGCUUUGUUUUGAAGCACUUUGUGGACCUUGAUGAUGGAGAUGUCACUGUAAGGUCAGUUAUUGAGGAUUUAAAGGGACCUGGAGCGAGAAGUCAUUCUUAGUAGAUUUCUGGAUUUUGUCCACUGUUUUAUGCGUCGUCGUUUGCCUUCGUCAGAUGAUAUUUUGAGGAUAAAGAACAAUUGAAAACGAAAGUUCCUAAGGAUAUUAUUAGAACGACAAAGAGGAAGAGAGAGUUGUAAAUUAAUUAGAUGAGAGGGAUUUGUGAUCAGAAGUUCUGAUAAUCAUUUGUGCUAUUAGGUACUAAAAAAAAAAAAGAAAAAAACCUAGAAUGUUAUUUAAAGUUUGUCGAUUUAGUUUCAAUUUGUUUUGAAUGAGAAAGAUAAAUUUAACUUUAGUUGUAACGAAAAUUGAAUUUAUGCUUUUUGUUAUUGGUCUCUCACAAUGAGCAUCUUUAAAGUUUUAUGUGUGAUUUUGGACUGAAUGUGCAUUAGUAGUUUCGCUGUUAAUGUAGAGAAAUUUUUAUUUCUAGAGAUAGGCAUUUGAAGGAAUAAUUUCCAUUUUUUUUUUUAAUUUUUAUUAAUUUUUUGAUUGAAGAAACUAUUUUUCCUAAACAAUUGGACACACAGACAGAUACAACGGAAGUUUUCAUUAGGGAGAAAGAAUUUUUGUGACUUGCUGCAUAUUAAGAACAGAGAAAAGGCAGAUUCUAUCCGAGUGAUAGAAAUAGUACUUAUUCUACAUGCACUUAAUUAAACCCAAUUAACAUGAAUCAAAAUGAGGCUUGACCAAAUCAACAGCUGAGGAACCCAUCGAGUCCAAUCAAUUUCAACUUGAACAUAUUCGAAUUCAACAUUUUUAAGAAUGGGACUAAAACUGAAGUUUAACUCGUUGAAUAUUAAGCCAAACAGCCUGAACUUUAAUCUGGAGAGUGUCCACAAACACGAGGUCUGGAGGUCUGUCAACUUCAAUCUACGUGAUUUAUUUAGUUCAACAUUGGCCCAAAUUAUUUGAGAUUUGUCUAAUUAAUUAAAGUCUAACUUUCUUAUCUAGCAAAUCAGAAUUUAUCAUUUUGUGAUCAAAGUAUAUUUUUAUGAAUGAUUUUCUUUUCCAAUGAUAUAUCUAAAGAUUUAUCAAUCUCAACUCAAAUGAUUCAAAUCAAAGUUAACCGAAAUUAUUUAAGAUUCACCCCAGUUAUUUCAAGUCUAACUAGCUACAAAGUUCAUGACCAUUCGAAAAGAAUUUAGUUAUUACCACCUAAUGAUAUACGGAGCUUUCUUAAUUAAAAGCUGUAUUGAUCGUCUCACAAAACACGCGUCUAAGAAUUUCCUAAGAGAGUAAAUAGAGUUGUUUUUGAAGGGAAUGUGAGGCGUGAAACAGCAGGUGACCCGCCUUUGACAACGUCGAGCGUCGCAAAUGAUUAACACGAAGGGACGAUGAUCUUUACGUCCGAGAAUUGAAACGAAGCCAUGGUAUAAUCUGUCUAGAGGAAUAUCCUACUCUUUCUCCAAGAAUAUCCAGGUAUUUGCCUAUCCUUUUCCUUCUGCCUUUCCAUUCUACGUCGUACUUUUUUAUUCCACCAAAAAAUUACUCCCUCCUGUGUCUUGUGAAAACAAGAUAAAUUAUAAAUUAUACCUUAAACUAUAAUUGUAAAUUCUAUCGUGUAUGUAAUAUUAAUCUACGAUAGGACGCGAGUUGUUUGGUAUCUAAUUGUACAUUAAUUGUCGAUAUUUCGCCAGCUUGAAAGAAAUGCGAGGCUGCUCUCUUACAGGCUGUUUCAUAUAAAUAGGACGAAUUGUAUAAUUUUUAAACAGUCAGAGAUGAUAAAUUGCAAUUUAUCUGACGUUCUAAUUGUUUGAAACACUCUGUGGUUUUGCUGUAGUCUGUCUAACAACAUGAUCAAUUGAUUGCUCGAUGUCAUUUUUAUCAUAUCUUUUAACUGAACGUUAAUUAAUUAAUUUUAAAACACACGUACAAAAAUAUAAAUACGGUGGCGUGUCAGUCAGAUAAAUCUGUUUAAAAAUUAUUUAUUUAAAUAAUUAUUUCGAUAGAGUUCAAAAUUAAGCAUUAGAAAUUAAAAAUAGCUUUUGUCCUCUUUCUCAAAAAAAAAUUUUUUUUUUAUAAUAAGUGACAAAUAAAUACAAAUUUUUAAUGGAGCUAAACGACGUUGGCAUUUAGAAAUUAUACAGGCAGGCUACGGCUCGUUUCUAUAAAACUAAUUAAUUUAUUCAUGCUCUUGUAAAUAACUCGAUGGUUUAACUGUACAUACAUCUGUCGACUUCCGGUUCUACGGGAACUUUGUAUACAUUGAUACUCGCGAAACAGUCGGAUCUGAUCUGAUUUUGAUAUUAAAGAAAUUCUGUGUACUGACUAGCUGUAUCGCAGAUCUCGAACGAACCUCCGUUUUCACGCGUAUUUUCUGCAUUUAUUCAAGAACAAUGAACAGGAUAUUAACAGAAGACGAGGACAGAAAAUGCAACGGUAGCACUUUAUGUUCCUCGAGAUAAAAAAAUGAAAGGGAAAAAAGGAAAAGUAACAAAGAGAGUAUAUAGUUUUCUAUGAACGAAGAAGAGAUGGAAGUGUCGUAACUUUGAUUCUUUGAACCUUUGCUAAAAGUGAAAUAUUUUCCAGCUGUUUGCAAACGUUUUGUUACAUAGAGACAUAUAUGUAUAUACUUGCAUAUAUUUGUUACAAAAAUGAAAGACAUGACUCGUUUCGUCCUGCAAGAAACAUGUUUGAAACAAGAAUGUAUACGUGCGUAUGCGUAUUUAAUUAUGAAAAACGAAUGUCUUCGAUUCGACGUGUGAUAACCGGGAAGAAGGUGAUUCUACGUGAAAAUAUGAUCCUUCGUGUCCGAAAAUCUGUCAGGUGCAUAUAAAUCAGGGUAUUUCUAAAUUAGACUUCGCGAAAUUACGUAUGACUAUACAUAUAUGCGCAAGUAAUCGAUAGAAGAUUCUACUUGCGAGAAUAAAUGAAAAAUGUAGUAAUAAAAUUUUUUGUAAGAUACUUCAUUCACUGUUGUAUUUUGGUAUGCGCGUACCAAGACAAGUUUCAACGAAAUUUUAAGUAUAAUAAACUUUAUUCUACAUUUUUCGUUUAUUCUUGCACAUAGAUUAUUCAUUCCGCCGUUCCAUCAAGUCUAAUAAAUAUAACUGAAACAGAACUCGAGAUGAAAAACAUUACUGUUUCUUUCUGGUUUAUUUUUCCACGUAGAAUCGCCCCGUUUUCGAUGCUACCACGAAAAUUGAGAUACUCUGUAUACCAGCAGAAAUAUAUUGAAGAAAUAUUUGUCUCUUCUGUUUACGGAAGAAUUUUCUUUUUUUCUUCAUUGGACAUCUCUGUCUAUUGUCGAGAUAGAACAAAAGAGCUUGGUACAACAGAAAAUGUAUUUUUCACUGUAUUUAAGGAUGCGUUUACGAUAUUCUACAUUCUACAGUCACAAAGAUGUCUCGCGCACUGUACAAGAAUAAGAUAUAUAAGACGUCAAAGGAUGUAGCAUACGUGCAAUAUAUUUUUUCUCAGCAUCACGAGUAUAUUAUGCGCAGUUGUAUCGAUUAAGUAUAUUUUAUGUAAAAUCUAGCGACGUAAGUUCGUAAGUUAAAAUAAAAAGAAUGUGAUCCAACA